Talpa occidentalis (Iberian mole) is the source of this 880-nucleotide messenger RNA. RefSeq names its product centrosomal protein 15 (gene CEP15). The transcript has 6 exons. Lineage: Eukaryota; Metazoa; Chordata; Mammalia; Eulipotyphla; Talpidae. The record is from RefSeq and is a predicted model, not a curated record. Bases 232 to 609 code for a protein of 125 amino acids.
GACCACGCCCAGGCCUCCGCUGAGACCUAGAUGGCAAGGUAACCGGCCUGCCGGGCCCGUAACAGACUGCGCCUUCCGGGAACACCUGAGCGCCCCUAGGGCAGGCAUCUUCAGCUUUUGCAUCCAACCAGUUGCCUUCAGACUCAGUUUUCAGAGAAGUUCACUAGACCCCUGUAUUGGCCCAGGCUCUUCAAACCAAGCAGAAAGCUUAUAAGGCAGCUUUGAUUAAAGAUGACUUCCUUGAUCACUCAAGAAAUUCAACUUUCUAAAAGACAUGAAGAAAUAGUAUCACAAAGACUAAUGUUACUUCAACAAAGGGAGAAGAAAUUUGGAGAGCAAAACAAGGAAAAGAUACAAGCAGCUGAGUCAGCUUUUGAAAGGAACCUCUGUCUCUUAAAGGAUAUAGAAACAGCAGAAAAGUCUCUCCAGACCAGGAUUCACCCUCUUCUACCACCUGAGGUUAUUUCUCUUGAGACUCUUUACUGGGCAUCAGUAGAAGAAUAUAUUCCCAAAUGGGAACAGUUUCUUUUAGGAAGAACACCAUAUCCUAUUGGUGCAGAAAAUCAAAAUGAAGCAGGAAAUACUAUUCAAAAUAAAGCACAGCAAUAACUCCUCAUGCUAUUUCAAAAAACGUGUUUAAGUAAAUCUGUACUUUAAGGACUAUGCAGGUCACUUCAGAAAUUUUAGAAACUGAGUAUGUUCCUACUGUCUCAUGACCUCACCAUGACAAUGAAGAUAAUGAAAAGCUACUGGGAUGUCUCAAGUUUCGCCUAAAGACUUACUACUAUUUCCAGGUCAUGAAUCUGCUUUCUGCAAAACCCAUGGAAGUGUCAGAAACUAAUAUGGAAAGGUGGAUGGCUUCUUAAAUAAAUUAGGAAAA